AAAGGCUUCUUGAAGAGAAUGACUUGAAAGACAUGACCUCCAAGCACUGAAGGAAGAGCCUGAAAAUAUCGACUCGAAUAAACCAAAGUGUGGAAUCUCAUCCUUGUGGAACACAAAAUGUGUGUUUAACAGCCACUAAAACACUAUGUAAAGCCCAUUCUAUAAAGCAGCAACAACGUAGUAUUAUUGUGAGGAAUUUUUGUGGAACUGGGACUCCGUUGAAACCUAUUGGAUGUGCCCUCAACACACCAUCGCGGAAUGGGCGGCUCUGUUUCGAAUUUGCAGGCUUUGGCACUUAGUUGUGGUGUAAUGGAGGACUUUCCAGCUGAGAUGAUGUCCGCUGGCGACGGGCAGGGCGACGCCACCUCGCAGGAGUCUUCGCCCAGCUCCGGGGACAAUUCGGGGCAACUUUCGCUGCACCAUUCGGAGGGGCCCGAGAACCAGGACGAAGAUCGCACGUGCUGGAUAUGCUUUGCCAGCGAGGGAGAAAACCGCCGCGCCCUGUGGGUGCAGCCGUGCCAGUGCCGCGGCACUACAAAGUGGGUGCACCAGAGCUGCCUCUACCGCUGGCUCGACGAGAAGCAGAAGGGCAACAUUCGGCGCAUUGUCGUCUGCCAGCAGUGUCUGACGGAGUACCUGAUAAUCUUCCCACCGAUGGCCCGCCUGGCCUCGGUCCUCGACUUCACCGAGCGUCUGGUCCGCCGCACCAGUCCCUAUUUGGUGGCGACCAUUUUCUUCGGCUCCAUCUACUGGUCGGCCAUGACAUUUGGCGCCAUCACUGUGGUCCAGGUCAUGGGCAAUCAGCGCGGGUUCGUGCUCAUCGAGAACGCAAACACGCUCGCUCUAGCCACCGGUCUGCCCCUGAUUCCCAUGGGCCUGGUCGUCUCGCGACUCAUACGCUGGGAGGACGCCACGCUGAACUUCAUACGCAGGCGCCACAACAUAUUUCGCAAGCUGCCGCUCCUGAGCUGGUGCUACGGCAGUAUUCCCGAGUCCGAGGACGAACUGGCCGUUGCGGAAAAUUCUUCGGCCGUCCCAUUCACAAUGGAGCCAUUGUACAUUGCUCGGGUCUGCGCCGGCGCCCUUGUGCUGCCCACCUUCGCCACCAUCGUCGGAGGCAUCUUCUUCAGGGGUGUACACGACUCCCUGUACCGCAACCUGCUCGGCGGUGCCACCUACAUUGCGGUCAAAGGCCUCCUCAACAUCUAUCUCCGACAGAAACUCUACUUGCGCCGGCGCCGUCGUAUCAUAUACGACUACACCGAAGAGAAUCUUCGCCUCUACGGGGGCAACCAGCCCGAUGGCACGACGGCGGCACAGCCUGGAGCCGGACUACUUCGCCAGGAUGCCGGCUUUGAGUACGAUUUUAGCACCGAUUCAUAUGAAACUGACGACUCCGAUGUAUACGAUAGUUCAGAUCUUUCGAUUCACAGCGACCCCGGAUUCAACGUGGAGUACUCUCGCGAAGAUUUUCCAGGCUCGUGGAGUGCAUCAUGGACAUUACUCCAUUAGAUUUAGAAGCGAAGCGAUAGUAGGAAAAUUUUCAUUUAAAGGAAAGGGUGGUGGGGGA
Messenger RNA from Drosophila miranda, 1570 nucleotides. Its product is annotated as E3 ubiquitin-protein ligase MARCH5. Gene Ontology annotation, molecular function: zinc ion binding. The transcript has 3 exons. Lineage: Eukaryota; Metazoa; Arthropoda; Insecta; Diptera; Drosophilidae. The record is from RefSeq and is a predicted model, not a curated record. The coding region runs from base 259 to 1512 and encodes 417 amino acids.